Messenger RNA from Vespa mandarinia (Asian giant hornet), 2183 nucleotides. RefSeq names its product tyrosyl-DNA phosphodiesterase glaikit (gene gkt). Gene Ontology annotation, biological process: DNA repair. Gene Ontology annotation, cellular component: nucleus. Lineage: Eukaryota; Metazoa; Arthropoda; Insecta; Hymenoptera; Vespidae. The record is from RefSeq and is a predicted model, not a curated record. Gene Ontology annotation, molecular function: double-stranded DNA binding; single-stranded DNA binding; 3'-tyrosyl-DNA phosphodiesterase activity.
GAGUUUACGAACUGUUAUAAUUUUAGAAGGUUGUAUACGAUUAAUAAGAUUUUUAUUGUUGUUUGUGACAAAAAAUUAAAUUAAUAAAGUAUGAUCGAUAAGAAUUAGAUUGAUAAAGAAAAGAUGUCAAAAAUAUUUUGAAAGUUAUGAAUAUCGCCAUGAAUCGUGUAAAAGUAAAUGUUAGAAAGAAAUGUCCCUUUAUGGAGAAAUGUUAUCGAAAAAAUCCAAUACAUUUUGCAGAAAUGUCACAUCCUCAUUUCGAAAGAUUGGUAAUCGAUCAAUUGGACGAUACAUUAAAUAUACCUGAUGUUCUUGAUUUUGAAUGUGAUCGAUCUCAAUUAUUGGAUCAAUUGAAGGUUAUACAAAUUGUAAUGAGAAAAGAAAGGGAUAAGGACAGAGACAGUUUCUUAAAAUUAAAGAAAGACUUACUUUCAACAGAUGUUACAAACAAUUCUGCUACCUCAAAAAGUCCUAAUAAAGUAAGUAAGUUAGAAAGUAACAGAUUAGAUUCUGAAAGUCAGCAAAGCUCAAGCUCAUCGGUAUCUAUAAUGGAUACUUAUGUAUCUUGUAAAUUGAAUAAAGACAGAGAAGAAAUACGAAGAAAGGCAAUAAAAAGAAUGAAACAGCAAGGCUUCGAAGUAUCUUUAGUGGAACCUGGAGAAUUUGCUAUUAAAUAUGCUCUUGCUGCUCCUUAUUACAUAUUUUUUACAAGAAUAGAGAAGUCAUCAUCGACUUAUAAUCAAUCAUUUUCUAUAACCUUUCCUGAAAUAUUAGAUAAAAGUCUUGGAGAAAUAAAAUCUAGUUUACAAAUUACUUUCAUGGUCGAUGUUGGAUGGCUUUGCUUGCAGUAUUUAUUAGCAGGACAAAAAGCCAAUAUAACAAUUUUAUAUGGAGAUAGAGUAGAUAAGGAAAAAUUAGGUGAGAAUAUUACUUUGGUAUCUGUUCCUCUACCAACACCGUAUGGUUGUCAUCAUUCAAAGAUGAUGAUAUUGGAAUACAGUGAUGGCGGAAUCAGAAUUGUAGUGUCUACUGCAAAUUUAUAUUCUGAUGACUGGGAAAAUAGAACUCAAGGACUUUGGAUUUCUCCUCAUCUACCUUCAUUACCGAAAUCCGAUAACACGACUAAUGGAGAAUCUAAGACAAAUUUUAAAAGAGACUUUCUACAGUAUUUGAAAACUUAUAAACAAUCAGCUUUAAACAAAUGGAUUGAUAUAGUAGAAAGGGCUGAUUUUUCAGACGUUAACGUUUUCUUCAUUGCCUCCGUACCUGGUAGUUAUCGUCAGACCAAUGUAGAUACAUGGGGUCAUAGAAAGUUGGGUUAUGUUCUUUCCACAUAUGCUAGUUUACCACAAAAUGCAUUGCAUUGGCCAAUAAUUGCACAAAGUUCCAGUUUAGGAACCUUAGGACCGAGUUAUCAAAAUUGGUUAUCAACAGUUAUAGUGUCAUCCAUGUCGAAGACAAAAGAAUCGAAAAUUCUUCCGAACUUUCAAUUUAUCUUUCCUACUCAAAAAAAUUAUGAAGAAAGUUUUGACUGUCAGAAUGCUUGUUGCUGUUUAUGUUAUAGAAGGCAAACUCAUUCGAAACAAGAAUGGAUCCAAGAUUAUUUAUAUCAAUGGAAAGCUUCGAAAACAUUCAGAGAUAAAGCAAUGCCUCACAUUAAAUCUUACACGAGAUUGUCUCCUGAUUUAAAAAAAAUGGCUUGGUUCGUGCUUACCAGUGCAAAUUUGAGCAAAGCUGCAUGGGGAACACAAACGAAUUAUAUUGCGAGUUACGAAGCUGGUGUAUUAUUCCUUCCUACAUUUAUCAUCGGAGAAACGACAUUCCCUAUAGAAAAGGAAAAUGACGAUUCGAAUAUUCAACCAUUUCCCAUUCCAUACGACCUUCCAUUAAUUCCUUAUGAGCCUGAGGAUAAUCCAUUUGUAAUGGACAUUUUCAACGAAUGAAAUAUUUUCCCAAAAUGAUUACAUAGGUAUGUUCGAUCUACGUUACAAUAGACGAUAUGUGAUCUUGUCAUUGCCCCUUCCACUUCUAUUUCCCCUUCCUUCUCCCACUCCGCUCCUUCUCCCACUUUACUAUAUUUAAUACAUCUUUUUUAUAGUGUGUACUCAACGAUAUGUCUACAAAUAUGCUCAAUGAAUGAUAUGUCCUCAAAUAUUUUUAAAUAAAAAUUUAUUUCAACUUAA